CAGCACAAACGAAGAAUGGCAGAAGCGGCUGCAAGUAACCACGAACUUUUUACAUGUCCGAUUUGUUUGGAUCUUCUUAGGGAUCCAGUGACUAUUCAUUGUGGACACAGUUACUGUAUGGGCUGCAUUACGAGCUGCUGGGAUCAGGAAGAUCAGAAGGGAGUCUACAGCUGCCCCCAGUGCAGACAGACGUUCACCCCAAGACCCGUUUUAAACAAAAAUAAUAUUUUUGCUGAACUUGUGGAAAAGAUCAAGAAGACCCAAAUCCAAGCUUCUGCUCCUGUUCCAUCUACUGCUGGACCUGGAGAUGUGGAGUGUGACGUCUGCACUGGGACAAAACUCAAAGCUGUGAAGUCCUGUCUGGAAUGUCUGGUGUCAUAUUGUGAAACUCAUUACAAAGCUCACAAUGACACACACCCUGGGCAAAAACACAAUGUGACUGAUGCCACAGGCCAGCUGCAAAAGAGGAUCUGCAGCAAACAUGAGAAGCCUCUAGAUAUAUUUUGUCGUACGGACCAAAGUUGUGUUUGUUUGCUUUGUCUGGUGGAUGAACACAAGGGCCAUGACACUGUGUCAGCCUCUGCAGGGAGGAGAGAGAAGCAGACACACUUGGGGGAGACCCAGAGUAAAAUCCAGCAGAGAAUCCAUGAGAGAGAGAUGGAGCUGAAGGAACUGAGGAAGGUUGUGGAGACUCUCAAGAGCUCUGCAAAGACAGCAGUGGAGGACAGUGAGAGGAUCUUUACUGAGAUGAUCCGCUCUAUUGAGAAAAGGUGCUCUGAGGUGAAAGAGCUGAUCAGAGAUCAAGAGAAGGCUGAGGUGAGUCGGGCUAAAGCACUGCUGAAGCAACUGGAGCAGGAGAUUGCUGAGCUGAAGAGGAGAGAUGCUGAGCUGGAGCAGCUUUCACACACAGAGGAUGACAUCCAUUUCCUCAAGACUUUCCAGUCGGUCAGUGAGACACCUGAGUCUAAAGACUUAUCCUGCAUCUCUGUGAAGCAAGGCCUCUCUUUUGAGGCUGUGAAGAAAUCUGUCUCCUCACUAAAGACGCAGCUGGAGAAUUUCUGCAAGGAGGAAGUCAUGAAGAUAUCUGCAUCAGUGACUGAAGUCCAGGCUGUUUUGCCUCCUGAACUUACAACCAGAGAGGAUUUCCUACAAUACUCAUGCCAAUUCACACUGGAUCCAAACACAGCAUACAGACUCCUCCAUCUGUCUGAGGGGAACAGGAGGGUGGAGUGGGGAGCUGAGCUCCAGUCAUAUCCUGAUCAUCCAGAGAGAUUUGAUGGGUGGUGUCAGGUGCUGUGUAGAGAGGGUGUGUCUGGACGCUGCUACUGGGAGGUUGAGUGGAGUGGGUGGGGGGGUUAUAUAGCAGUCUCAUAUAAAAGCAUCAGCAGGAAAGGAGUGAAUGAAUGUGGGUUUGGAUGUGAUGAUCAGUCCUGGAGUCUGAGACUCUACAGCCUCAGCUCCUCUUUCUGUCACAAUAAUAAAGAGACUAAACUCCCUCUAGUGCGCGGCUCCAGAAUAGGAGUGUAUGUGGAUCACAGGGCAGGAACUCUGGCCUUCUACAGCGUCUCUGACACAAUGACCCUCCUGCACAGAGUCCAGACCACAUUCACUCACACACUCUACCCUGGGUUUUGGCUAGGUUCUAGAUCAUCAGUGAAGCUGCUGUGACAGACAUAUCUAGAUGCUGCUAGCACAAACAUACAUGUGGUAAAUGCAUACAAACAUAACAUUGUAAAUACAUGAUACAUAUAAACUAAGGGGGGGGGGUUGAGAGCAUUAAAGUAUUGUAGAAUAGCUUAAUAUUCUUAGGCUCUGGAUCAUCAGUGAAGCUGCUGUGACUGACAUGUGUAGAAGCUGUUAGCACAUACAUAUCACACACCACAUCAUUUAACAUAUCACUCACAUGUAAGGAUCUAGCAGCAGGGAUUGAGAAUCUUUGAUCUUCGGGACAACAACAGACUGAAGCCAUUCCCCAAUCUCUGGACCCCAGCUAUUACAAUAUCUGUACCUCUAGACCUCUGCUGUAACGCAUGCAUCACCACAGCAGAAAUAAGCCAUUGUGUGUGAAAGGUUUUGAUGAGUUCUGUGUUGCAUAACUUCACUCUCCCAAGUGUUUAGUCCCUUUGUUAUUGCAUACACAUUCUGAUAUCUGGUUUUAUAUGACCAAUGUCUUUCUUUAUUAAUACCGUUAUAACAAGACCAGUAUGUUUUAAAAUGUUUCUGGUGCAAAAUAGUGAAUAAAAAGUUAUAAACUUUUUCUUGGUGUGUGUGUUUGUAAAUGUGUCUGCAACAAAAUGGACACAUUCUAAAGGGAACCACAUCAUUGCAGCUGUGCAGUUUCUCUAGAUCUGCUAAGGGAUCCAGCGACCAUGAUGACGCCAUGCGGUUGCAGUUACUGCAAUCAAUGGUUAGGGGCACACCUUCACUCCGAGACCGGCUUGGAACUAGAACACUCUCAUAGCAAGAACACUCUAACAGCUAGAACAAUAUCAUAGUGUGAACACAAUAGAUGGAACAUUAAGACAGCUCAAAAUACUCAGAGCUGGAACACUCUCACGGUAAGAACUCUCUCACAGCUUGAACACAGAAAGUUAAAACUAUCUCACUGGAACAAACAUAGACAUGGCUAUUGGGUUUCCAACUGGAAGGAAAGACAGGCUAUAGACUCAUCCUCUUUAGGUUAUUAUAGAGUGAGGCAGAGAGAGAAUAACAAUGACAUAAAAACACUCCUGUCAAAUGAAGUUGUUUAACCAGAUGGUUAACUUCAGCCUGUCAGCAUCCUCAUACAGGAAUGAAAACACAUCGCCUAAUUCAGUUCUAGGAGCUAUGACAUUUAAAAAAACAGAAAUCAGACAGAGAAUAUCCGGUUACAUGUGAACUGUACCUAAAUAAUACAUAAACAUAAAAAGCCUAAAUUACCAUUUAAUGUAUUAUGUAUUAUGGGCAGGGCCGGCUUGUCCAUAAGGGCGAUUGGGGCGAAGCACUGCCUAGGAAAAAAAAAAAAA
Messenger RNA from Clupea harengus (Atlantic herring), 3005 nucleotides. RefSeq names its product tripartite motif-containing protein 16-like. The transcript is spliced from 6 exons. Lineage: Eukaryota; Metazoa; Chordata; Actinopteri; Clupeiformes; Clupeidae. The record is from RefSeq and is a predicted model, not a curated record. Gene Ontology annotation, molecular function: protein binding; zinc ion binding. The coding region runs from base 16 to 1668 and encodes 550 amino acids.